UGAUUUCUGUUGAAAGACCUGCCGGGAGAUAUUGCUUGUACGCAGCGGGUUGAUUCAUUUUACUAGCUAAGUAGCUAAGCUAGCCACUACAGAUAUAAGCUAGUCUGCUGCAAAAAUACUGCAAUAAAAUUACUUGCCCUACAGUCGUUCUUGAAUUAAAAAAAAAAAAUCAUAAUGGCUGGAAGCGCAGGAGAAUGGUGUCUUAUGGAAAGUGAUCCUGGGGUUUUCACAGAAUUGAUCAAAGGCUUUGGUUGUAAAGGAGCUCAGGUGGAAGAAAUAUGGAGUAUGGAACCAGAGAACUUUGAAAACCUGAAACCAGUUCAUGGGUUGAUCUUCCUGUUCAAGUGGCAGCCAGGUGAGGCGCCAGCAGGAUCUAUCGUUCAGGAUUCAAGGCUUGACAACAUCUUCUUUGCCAAGCAGGUGAUAAAUAACGCAUGUGCUACCCAGGCCAUUGUGAGUGUGCUGCUGAACUGCACUCACACUGAUAUGCUGCUGGGAGAGACACUCACAGAGUUCAGAGAAUUCUCACUCAGCUUCGAUGCUGCUAUGAAAGGUCUGGCUCUCAGCAACUCUGAAGUUAUUCGACAAGUUCACAACAGCUUUGCCAGACAGCAGAUGUUUGAGUUUGAUGCCAAGUCUUCAGCGAAGGAUGAGGAAGCAUUCCACUUUGUGAGUUACGUCCCUGUCAACGGCAGGCUCUAUGAGCUGGACGGACUACGUGAAGGGCCCAUCGACCUCGGUGUAUGCAACCAGGACGAUUGGAUCAACGCAGUUCGGCCAGUGAUUGAGAAAAGAAUACAGAAGUACAGUGAGGGAGAGAUCCGCUUCAACCUGAUGGCCAUCGUGUCGGACAGGAAGAUGAUUUACGAGAGGAAGAUAGCGGAGCUGCAGAUUCAGCUUGCAGAGGAAGAGCCAAUGGACACAGACCAGAGCAGCACCCUCCUCAGCUCCAUCCAAUCAGAAAUUGCCAAGUAUCAGCUGCUGAUCGACGAGGAGAAUCAGAAACUCAAACGAUACAAGAUCGAAAACAUUCGACGAAAGCAUAACUACCUACCCUUCAUCAUGGAACUACUGAAGACACUGGCAGAAUACCAGCAGUUGAUACCAUUGGUGGAAAAGGCAAAGGAGAAGCAGAGUGCCAGAAAAGUCCAGGAAGCCAAGUGAACACACGGUCACUAGUGCUGAGCGAUUAACCAACAUUUUGUUUUUGGGGGGGGGGGUUAUUAAACAACUAAUUGACCAACUUCUUUUGUGAGCCCAACGCGCUGUUUCUCUAGAGAGAAAUUAAAUAAUUCAAGACAGAAAUCAUGUCAAGAACUAUGUGGGAUGCUGGUGGGGAGAUAGAUAACACAACGAUGAGAGGGAUAGACAGUUGGUGAAAGUAUGCCUGAUCUACUUUGAAGAACUAGUCAAAGGAUUUCAUCAGUCAGCUCUGCAGCAUAGGCUACUUAGGCAGGCUAGCUAAAUAGGAUGACUAAAGACAGUACAGUAUGGGGAGCACCUAAAUAACGUUACGUCUGGCUGGCAGACUGCUACUUCCUGAGUAGAGAUGAAAUUAUGACUUUAAGGAAUAAUAGUCAUCAAAUAAAAACGUAAUAUACACAACUGAAAUAUUGUAUUAUUUCAUAAUAAUUUCUUAUUUUUCUAUUGAUGUCGACCUGACAAAGACAAUGGAAUAUUUUCAAUGUUUUGGCAAUUGAAUCCUCACUAGUUCUGGCUUUGGAAUUUCCAUCAAAAAGCUAUUUCAUAAUUCAUUUAAUGUUUAAAAAAAAUAAACGAGAACAGUGAUUAUUUUUUAAUAAUUGAACCGAAACCGAACCGACCUUAAAAAGCACUAAUCGCUCAGCACUAGCACUCACAAUCAUCACUCGUCGUAUUCAUGGGCCAUGGACCCCCCUCCCCACCAUUGUACCACAGACACAAGCACACAGGCAGUGAGACAGACAAUAACUGUGUUGACUCCCACCCACCUCUACCCCUAAGCUGUAAUGUAUGCCUGGAAAGAUAUGUUUAAAUGAACCUGUCUUAUUUUCAUAAUAAAAUGUGCUGUAGUUUGGUUGUUAA
Coregonus clupeaformis (lake whitefish) is the source of this 2064-nucleotide messenger RNA. RefSeq names its product ubiquitin carboxyl-terminal hydrolase isozyme L5. Gene Ontology annotation, biological process: protein deubiquitination; ubiquitin-dependent protein catabolic process. Gene Ontology annotation, molecular function: cysteine-type deubiquitinase activity; proteasome binding. The record is from RefSeq and is a predicted model, not a curated record. NCBI's taxonomy places the organism in Eukaryota, Metazoa, Chordata, Actinopteri, Salmoniformes, Salmonidae. Gene Ontology annotation, cellular component: cytoplasm; Ino80 complex. The transcript is spliced from 11 exons. Bases 175 to 1164 code for a protein of 329 amino acids.